Molecule: messenger RNA, 4495 nt
Organism: Cebus imitator (Panamanian white-faced capuchin)
Lineage: Eukaryota; Metazoa; Chordata; Mammalia; Primates; Cebidae
Gene: DCTN1
Product: dynactin subunit 1
Exons: 32
Coding region: 314-4150 (1278 amino acids)
Biological process (GO): establishment of mitotic spindle orientation; nuclear migration
Cellular component (GO): axon; spindle pole; microtubule associated complex
Source: RefSeq, a predicted model, not a curated record
CUAGCACGGUUCCUGACAAGUCUAGAGCAGCACUAGCGCAGAGUGAGACUCAUCAGCUGGCAAGCAGGAUUCUGUGUCUCUGGGUUCAGGAAUCCUCGGGCAGCAGAGGGGACUUGCUCCUUAGCCCCCAUCACUGCCCCCACCCCUACCCGUGUAGGCCACCGAGUGAGGCCCAUGGACAGGGGAGGGCUGUGCCUGACGACUCCUGUGUCCCUCCAUGACGGCCCAGCGCCCUGACCCUCCUGCCUAGGUUUCUACCUUUUCUCUCUGUCUUUGGCCAGCUGGGGGAGGGGGUAGAGGCCGGGUGAGCAACAUGGCACAGAGCAAGAGGCACAUGUACAGCCGGACGCCCAGCGGCAACAGGAUGAGUGCAGAGGCAAGCGCCCGGCCUCUGCGGGUGGGUUCCCGUGUAGAGGUGAUUGGUAAAGGCCACCGAGGCACUGUGGCCUAUGUUGGAGCCACGCUUUUUGCCACUGGCAAAUGGGUAGGCGUGAUUCUGGAUGAAGCAAAGGGCAAAAAUGAUGGAACUGUCCAAGGCAGGAAAUACUUCACUUGUGAUGAAGGGCAUGGCAUCUUUGUGCGCCAAUCCCAGAUCCAGGUAUUUGAAGAUGGAGCGGAUACUACUUCCCCAGAGACACCUGAUUCUUCUGCAUCAAAAGUCCUCAAAAGAGAGGGAACUGAUACAACUGCAAAGACUAGCAAACUGCGGGGACUGAAGCCUAAGAAGGCACCGACAGCCCGAAAGACCACAACUCGGCGGCCCAAGCCCACCCGCCCAGCGAGCACUGGGGCGGCUGGGGCCAGUAGCUCCCUGGGCCCCUCUGGCUCAGCGUCAGCCGGUGAACUGAGCAGCAGUGAGCCUAGCACCCCUGCUCAGACUCCACUGGCAGCACCCAUCAUCCCCAUGCCGGCCCUCACCUCUCCUGGAGCAGCACCCCCGCUUCCUUCUCCCUCCAAGGAAGAGGAGGGACUAAGGGCCCAGGUGCGGGACCUGGAGGAGAAACUAGAGACCCUGAGACUGAAACGGGCAGAAGACAAAGCAAAGCUUAAAGAGCUGGAGAAACACAAAAUCCAGCUGGAGCAGGUGCAGGAAUGGAAGAGCAAAAUGCAGGAGCAGCAGGCAGACCUGCAGCGGCGCCUCAAGGAGGCGAGGAAGGAAGCCAAGGAGGCACUGGAGGCAAAGGAACGCUAUAUGGAGGAGAUGGCUGAUACUGCUGAUGCCAUUGAGAUGGCCACUCUGGACAAGGAGAUGGCUGAAGAGCGGGCUGAGUCCCUACAGCAGGAGGUGGAGGCACUGAAGGAGCGGGUGGACGAGCUCACCACUGACUUAGAGAUCCUCAAGGCUGAGAUUGAAGAGAAGGGCUCAGAUGGCGCUGCAUCCAGUUAUCAGCUCAAGCAGCUUGAGGAGCAGAACGCCCGCCUGAAGGACGCCCUGGUGAGGAUGCGGGAUCUUUCUUCCUCGGAGAAGCAGGAGCAUGUGAAACUCCAGAAGCUCAUGGAAAAGAAGAACCAAGAGCUGGAAGUUGUGAGGCAACAGCGGGAGCGUCUGCAGGAGGAGCUGAGCCAAGCAGAGAGCACCAUUGAUGAGCUCAAGGAGCAGGUGGAUGCUGCCCUGGGUGCUGAGGAGAUGGUGGAGAUGCUGACAGAUCGGAACCUGAAUCUGGAAGAGAAAGUGCGAGAGUUGAGGGAGACUGUGGGAGACUUGGAAGCGAUGAAUGAAAUGAAUGAUGAGCUUCAGGAGAAUGCACGUGAGACAGAACUGGAGCUGCGGGAGCAGCUGGACAUGGCGGGUGCGCGGGUACGUGAGGCCCAGAAGCGUGUGGAGGCAGCCCAGGAGACAGUUGCAGACUACCAGCAGACAAUUAAGAAGUACCGCCAGCUGACCGCCCAUCUACAGGAUGUGAAUCGGGAACUGACAAACCAGCAGGAAGCGUCUGUGGAGAGGCAACAACAGCCACCUCCAGAGACCUUUGACUUCAAAAUCAAGUUCGCUGAGACUAAGGCCCAUGCCAAGGCAAUUGAGAUGGAAUUGAGACAGAUGGAGGUGGCUCAGGCCAACCGACACAUGUCCCUGCUGACAGCCUUCAUGCCUGACAGCUUCCUUCGGCCAGGUGGGGACCAUGACUGCGUUCUGGUGCUGCUGCUCAUGCCUCGUCUCAUUUGCAAGGCAGAGCUGAUCCGGAAGCAGGCCCAGGAGAAGUUUGACCUAAGUGAGAACUGUUCAGAGCGGCCUGGACUGCGAGGAGCUGCUGGAGAGCAACUCAGCUUUGCUGCUGGACUGGUGUACUCGCUGAGCCUGCUGCAGGCCACACUACACCGCUAUGAGCAUGCCCUCUCUCAGUGCAAUGUGGAUGUAUAUAAGAAAGUGGGCAGCCUCUACCCUGAGAUGAGUGCCCAUGAACGCUCCUUGGAUUUUCUCAUUGAACUGCUGCACAAGGAUCAACUGGAUGAGACUGUCAAUGUGGAGCCUCUCACCAAGGCCAUCAAGUACUAUCAGCAUCUGUACAGCAUCCACCUUGCCGAACAGCCUGAGGACUGUACUAUGCAGCUGGCUGACCACAUUAAGUUCACGCAGAGUGCUUUGGACUGCAUGAGCGUGGAAGUAGGACGGCUGCGUGCCUUCUUGCAGGGUGGACAGGAGGCUACAGAUAUCGCCCUUCUGCUCCGGGAUCUGGAAACUUCAUGUAGUGACAUCCGCCAGUUCUGCAAGAAGAUCCGAAGACGAAUGCCGGGGACAGAUGCUCCUGGGAUCCCAGCUGCACUGGCCUUUGGACCACAGGUAUCUGACACACUCCUAGACUGCAGGAAGCACUUGACGUGGGUCGUGGCUGUGCUGCAGGAGGUGGCAGCUGCUGCUGCCCAGCUCAUUGCCCCACUGGCAGAGAAUGAGGGGCUACCUGUGGCUGCCCUGGAGGAACUGGCUUUCAAAGCAAACGAGCAGAUCUAUGGGACCCCCUCCAGCAGCCCCUAUGAGUGUCUGCGCCAGUCAUGCAAGAUCCUCAUCAGUACCAUGAACAAGCUGGCCACAGCCAUGCAGGAGGGGGAGUAUGAUGCAGAGCGGCCCCCCAGCAAGCCUCCACCAGUUGAGUUGCGGGCUGCCGCCCUUCGUGCAGAGAUCACAGAUGCUGAAGGCCUGGGUUUGAAGCUCGAAGAUCGAGAGACAGUUAUUAAGGAGUUGAAGAAGUCACUCAAGAUUAAGGGAGAGGAGCUAAGUGAGGCCAAUGUGCGGCUGAGCCUCCUGGAGAAGAAGCUGGACAGUGCUGCCAAGGAUGCGGAUGAGCGCAUCGAGAAGGUCCAGACUCGGCUGGAAGAGACCCAGGCACUGCUGCGGAAGAAGGAGAAAGAGUUUGAGGAAACAAUGGAUGCGCUCCAGGCUGACAUUGACCAGCUGGAGGCAGAGAAGGCAGAACUAAAGCAGCGGCUGAACAGCCAGUCCAAGCGCACGAUUGAGGGACUCCGGGGCCCUCCUCCUUCAGGCAUUGCUACUCUGGUCUCUGGCAUUGCUGGUGAAGAACAGCAGCGAGGAGGCGUCCCUGGGCAGGCUCCAGGGUCUGUGCCAGGCCCAGGGCUGGUGAAGGACUCACCACUGCUGCUUCAGCAGAUCUCUGCCAUGAGGCUGCACAUUUCCCAACUCCAGCAUGAGAACACCAUCCUCAAGGGAGCCCAGAUGAAGGCAUCCUUGGCAUCCCUGCCCCCUCUGCAUGUUGCAAAGCUAUCCCAUGAGGGCCCUAGCAGUGAGUUAGCAGCUGGAGCACUGUAUCGUAAGACCAGCCAGCUGCUGGAGACGUUGAAUCAAUUGAGCGCACACACGCACGUAGUAGACAUCACUCGCACCAGCCCUGCUGCCAAGAGCCCGUCGGCCCAGCUUAUGGAGCAAGUGGCUCAGCUUAAGUCCCUGAGUGACACCAUUGAGAAGCUCAAGGAUGAGGUCCUAAAGGAGACAGUGUCUCAGCGCCCUGGAGCCACAGUACCCACUGACUUUGCCACCUUCCCUUCGUCAGCCUUCCUCAGGGCCAAGGAGGAGCAGCAGGAUGACACAGUCUACAUGGGCAAAGUGACCUUCUCGUGUGCGGCUGGUCUUGGACAGCGACACCGGCUGGUGCUGACCCAGGAGCAGCUGCACCAGCUCCACAGUCGCCUCAUCUCCUAAGCACUCCUUCCGCUGCUGUCCCCUUCGACCCUCAGCCCUCUGGUGCCGCUCUGCCCUAUGCACAGCCACCUCAGCCAACCCCCAGGUAGAACCAUGUGGGUUAAGCUCUUCCUGCCACAUUCAGCUUCACUCCCACCCUUUCAGCAUCCUGCCCCUUCACCUUGACCCGGGUUCCCCCACUCUUAUCCCCUGGCCUCUGCCAUAAUUUGCUGUUCAACUGCUCCCUCCUUCCUGAGGGGCCUCAGAGCAUGUGGGGGGUAGGCUGAGACCCCACCACCAAAGGUUGAGUGAGGUCCCCUUGAUUGAGGACUUCACCCCUUGAUUAAAGCAAGUUCUGCUUCAGUG